Molecule: messenger RNA, 1829 nt
Organism: Magnolia sinica
Lineage: Eukaryota; Viridiplantae; Streptophyta; Magnoliopsida; Magnoliales; Magnoliaceae
Product: mitochondrial adenine nucleotide transporter ADNT1-like
Exons: 8
Coding region: 402-1475 (357 amino acids)
Biological process (GO): transmembrane transport
Source: RefSeq, a predicted model, not a curated record
AACUACCUACAAAGCUGGAGUGAGUGAAGGACUGGAAAUUCGAGGGCAAUUUUGUCAAUUGAAAAAAACUCAGAAAUCCCUCUCGACCAAACGGCCAGAAUUAAUAAACCUUACAACGGAGAUCUGCCUGUAGGUUUCCGUCUCGAAAAGGGUAGCUGGCCGAACAGGAAAGAGAUUCGAAACCACUCUCUACAAAAUGCGCCGUCACUGAAAAGUCCUGAAAACCCUCAUUACCGGCGGAUUUUAACCCCAGCCUCCAAACUUCUCUUUCAUUUCCUCGAAGACAAGCAAAUGCAGAUUUCUGCCCUGAAAUAAUCGCCGGUAUCCGAUCGAUCGCCGGAAGACUAGAAAUCCUUCUCCUCAUUCACCGGAAACCGACCGAACGUACUUCUAGGGUUUUGAUGGCUUCGGAAGAUGUAGUGGGGAAGACGACGAGCGAAUCAGCGGUUUCUACGAUCGUCAACCUGGCCGAGGAGGCGAAGUUUGCGAGCGAAGGCGUUAAGGCCCCCGGACACGCGAUCCUCACCAUCUGCAAAUCACUCGUUGCUGGAGGCGUUGCUGGAGGAGUGUCACGGACUACUGUUGCUCCAUUGGAGCGGUUAAAAAUUCUGCUCCAGGUUCAAAAUCAUCAAAAUAUAAAGUACAAUGGAACAGUACAAGGCUUGAAGUAUAUAUGGAGAACUGAGGGUUUUCGUGGCCUAUUUAAAGGCAAUGGUACCAAUUGUGCACGCAUAGUGCCGAACUCGGCAGUCAAGUUUUUUAGCUAUGAGCAAGCAUCUAGAGGAAUUUUAUGGUUCUACCGGCAACAACCAGGCAACGAAGAUGCUCAGUUAACUCCUCUCUUACGUCUCGGAGCUGGAGCCUGUGCUGGAAUCAUUGCCAUGUCAGCAACUUAUCCGAUGGACUUGGCACGGGGUAGGCUAACUGUCCAGACAGAGAAGUCUCCGUACCAGUAUAGAGGGAUGUUUCAUGCACUAUCAACUGUUUUUCGACAAGAAGGCCCUAGGGCACUGUACAAAGGAUGGCUUCCAUCUGUCAUCGGAGUGGUUCCUUAUGUGGGCCUCAAUUUUGCUGUCUACGAAUCUCUGAAGGACUGGUUACUCAAAUUGAAACCAUUUGGACUGGUUGAAGACAAUGAGUUAGGGGUGAUGACAAGGCUUGCAUGUGGAGCUGCUGCUGGAACUAUUGGCCAGACUGUUGCAUACCCCCUUGAUGUCAUUCGCAGAAGAAUGCAGAUGGUUGGCUGGAAAGAUGCUUCCUCUAUAGUGACCGGUGAUGGUAGGAGCAAAGCACCACUUGAGUAUUCUGGCAUGGUUGAUGCAUUCAGAAAAACAGUCAGACAUGAAGGUUUUGGAGCACUGUACAAGGGUUUGGUCCCCAAUUCUGUGAAGGUGGUGCCAUCCAUUGCAAUUGCAUUUGUGACAUAUGAACUGGUGAAGGAUGUCCUUGGAGUGGAGAUGAGAAUAUCAGAUUGAAGCAAAAGGGAAGAAAGGGAAUUCCGUGUGAUUUUUGUAGGCGAAAGGAUAGAAAGAUCAAGGUAGGUGAAGAAAUCAGAGGAUGAAAAACCCUGUAAGCCCAUGUUGAUAUUCCAUGCAUUCUCUCCUUCUCUCUACAACUGAAUACCCCUCUUCUCCUCCUAUUGGUAUUCGCCUAACUGAAUAAGACACAAGGCAAUAGACGAGAAUUUUCGUAGUUUUCUUAAAUUCCUUCUUCAUGUCUUAUAAUGGCCAUUAGCCUGUUAUUUAGAUUGCUUGUGUUAUAUGUUAAUUACUUUCUCUUCAUUUGCUGGGUUACAUGGGAAGUGAAUUAGAUAUAUGUCAUUUCCUUUA